CGCUAUAGAGGGCUCCCACAGCACUUCCCAGCCAGUGUGUUCAGCCUGCCUGCCUGCCUGCCUCCGUGUGUGUGUGAGCGUGUGUGCGUGCGUCUACUUUGUACUGUGAAGAACACAGCCCAUGUGCUCUGCAUGGACGUUCCUGAUACUCUGUUAAGCUUGAUUUUCGACAAGCAGGCAAGAUGUCCAGCACACCACAUGACCCCUUCUAUUCUUCUCCUUUCGGCCCAUUUUAUAGGAGACAUACACCAUACAUGGUACAGCCAGAGUACCGAAUCUACGAGAUGAACAAGAGACUGCAGUCUCGCACAGAGGACAGUGACAACCUCUGGUGGGAUGCCUUUGCCACUGAAUUUUUCGAAGAUGAUGCCACAUUAACUCUUUCAUUUUGUUUGGAAGACGGACCAAAGCGAUACACUAUCGGCAGGACACUCAUUCCCCGUUAUUUUAGCACCGUGUUCGAAGGAGGGGUGACCGACCUGUAUUACAUCCUCAAACACUCCAAGGAGUCUUACCACAACUCAUCCAUCACGGUAGACUGCGACCAGUGUGCCAUGGUCACACAGCACGGGAAGCCCAUGUUCACCAAGGUAUGCACAGAAGGCAGGCUGAUCUUGGAGUUCACGUUUGAUGACCUCAUGAGAAUAAAAACGUGGCACUUUACCAUCAGACAGUACAGGGAGCUGGUCCCCAGAAGCAUACUAGCCAUGCACGCACAAGAUCCUCAGGUCCUGGAUCAGCUGUCCAAAAAUAUCACCAGGAUGGGUCUAACAAACUUCACCCUCAACUACCUCAGGUUGUGUGUAAUACUGGAGCCAAUGCAGGAACUGAUGUCGAGACACAAAACCUACAACCUCAGUCCCAGAGACUGCCUGAAGACCUGCCUGUUUCAGAAGUGGCAGCGGAUGGUGGCACCGCCAGCAGAACCCACAAGGCAACCGACAACCAAAAGGAGAAAAAGAAAAAACUCCACCAGCAGCACCUCGAACAGCAGCGCCGGGAAUACCACCAACAGUGCGGGCAGCAAGAAGAAGGCCCCGGCUGCGAGCCUGAGCCUGUCCAGUCAGGUACCUGAUGUGAUGGUGGUAGGAGAGCCAACUCUGAUGGGAGGUGAGUUUGGGGACGAGGACGAAAGGCUAAUCACUAGAUUAGAAAACACGCAGUAUGAUGCGGCCAACGGCAUGGACGACGAGGAAGACUUCAACAAUUCACCUGCCCUGGGGAACAACAGCCCGUGGAACAGUAAACCUCCCGCCACGCAAGAGACCAAAUCAGAAAACCCCCCACCCCAGGCUUCCCAGUAAGAUGGGCCUGCCCGGCGCCUGAUUCCACUGUCCCAUAGGCCCAGUGGGUAGAAUUCCAGUCGCAAAUCUCUAUCAGGAGAGGAAAGAGGUGAAAUUUAAACCCACACAAACAAAACGUUUCCAUGCAAAAACCUAUUUCUAAACAUAAAAACCUGGUUUUCUUUCUUGCGAUUUUUUUUUCCUUUUUUUAAUUGAGAGGAUUAUUCAAAUGAGCCUCGUGGCCUCUCCUUGGAGGCCUCCACAGGAAGUACAGACACUGUCCCUGGCGGUAAUUAGAAGCAGCAGAGGCUAUCGCACCUCCUGGCACGGUCUUCCCUCCCUCUUUGUGUUCAACUUCCUGUCCAUGCACCUACCGAAGGCCAUGCUGUCCGAACGUGCUCAGGAUCACAGUCACAUGCUGACCCCCAACUAGAGAUGACUUUUUAAUAUUGUAAAAUAUUUUCUGCUUUUUGACUUGCAUUUGAGAGUUUCUUGUUUCAGUAAAAAAAAGAAAAGAAAAAAAGAAAAGAAAAGGAAAGGAAAGAAAAGAAAAGAAAAUGUGUUUUGGGAAAGUAAUUUAAAUGUAUUCCCCCCCCCCUUCACUUUCCAUUGGUUUUCCACGUGGCAAGAGCCCAACAGACAGCUAGGUGAGUUUCUGGCAAGCUGAUCCUAAUUGGUUUUUGAGUUGUUUCAGUUUAGGCCAAGUACUGAAACAAGGAAUCCUCAAAGAUAUAUGGGUAGAUUUUACUAUGUACACAGAGACAAAGGGACCCUGGGAAGUGUAUGCAUUUGUGAACUCGCUGUGGGUCCAAAUAUUUUCAAGCCAUGUAAUCCAUUAAUUUUGUGGAAAGCUUAAUAAAUCUGAAACUUUUUGUAUUUCUUCUUUUUUUUUUUUAAUUGUAUCUGAGUUGACUGAGUUGGUGGUUGGUUUUUUUUUUCAUGCUAUAAUUCUUGUAUAAUAUUUUGUAAAUCCUUCACCUGGUUCUUUCAUGGGAAUUUUUCUUUUGGGGCAAGUUCAGUGUAUUUAUGUGAAGCUUUAUAAGAGAACUAAUUUUUCCAUUUGCAUAUUAAUAUGUUCCUCUAUACAUGUAAAGACACAGUGGCUCCGUGUGUCAUAAAACAGCUGUAUUUUAUGUAUGCUUUACUGGUAAGUGUGCCAAUA
Molecule: messenger RNA, 2445 nt
Organism: Arvicola amphibius (Eurasian water vole)
Lineage: Eukaryota; Metazoa; Chordata; Mammalia; Rodentia; Cricetidae
Gene: Ldb2
Product: LIM domain binding 2
Exons: 8
Coding region: 183-1304 (373 amino acids)
Biological process (GO): positive regulation of transcription by RNA polymerase II; negative regulation of transcription by RNA polymerase II; nervous system development
Cellular component (GO): nucleus; transcription regulator complex
Molecular function (GO): LIM domain binding
Source: RefSeq, a predicted model, not a curated record